CGAGCAAGAGGAUUCCAGACGGUUCUGGAAGCUUGUGUCAGGAGGAUUUCUCGAAUGGUCAUAGAGGGUAUAAAAACCGCACCGUUACACCAGUUUCCGUAGGAGCAUUAGCAGUCAACGAACCUGUGAAUAAGGAAGGAUCUCUACACAUCUUCCUCAGGAGGUUUGGGCACACUGCAAACCAAGAUGCCUGAAAUGCAUGACCAACCAAUGGAGGAGGAGGCAGAGACCUUCGCAUUCCAGGCUGAGAUUGCUCAGCUUAUGUCCCUGAUCAUCAACACUUUCUAUUCCAACAAAGAGAUCUUCCUUAGGGAACUUAUUUCCAACUCCUCAGAUGCACUGGACAAAAUCCGCUAUGAGAGUCUCACAGAUCCUUCCAAGCUGGAAACUGGCAAAGACCUCAAAAUUGAGAUCAUUCCCAACAAAGAGGAGCGUACUCUAACCCUAGUUGACACAGGUAUUGGCAUGACCAAAGCCGACCUGAUCAACAACUUGGGCACAAUUGCAAAGUCCGGCACCAAAGCGUUCAUGGAGGCUCUGCAGGCUGGAGCUGACAUUUCCAUGAUCGGUCAGUUCGGUGUGGGUUUCUACUCUGCCUACCUGGUAGCCGAGAAGGUGACAGUCAUUACCAAGCACAACGAUGACGAGCAGUACGCCUGGGAAUCAUCUGCUGGUGGCUCAUUCACAGUUAAAGUAGACAACUCUGAACCACUGGGACGUGGAACUAAAGUGAUCCUGCACCUCAAAGAAGACCAGACAGAAUACCUUGAAGAGCGAAGGGUCAAAGAGAUUGUUAAGAAGCACUCACAGUUCAUUGGCUACCCUAUUACGCUAUUUGUGGAGAAAGAGAGGGACAAGGAGGUGAGUGACGACGAGGCAGAGGAGGAGAAAGAGAAGGAGGAGAAGGAGAAAGAUGAGGAGAAGGAUGAGGACAAACCUGAGAUUGAGGAUGUUGGAUCAGAUGAAGAACAUGACCAUGACAAGUCAGACAAAAAGAAGAAGAAGAAGAAGAUCAAGGAAAAGUACAUUGACCAGGAAGAAUUGAACAAGACCAAACCCCUGUGGACCCGAAACCCAGAUGACAUCACGAAUGAGGAAUAUGGAGAGUUCUACAAGAGUCUCACCAAUGACUGGGAGGACCACUUGGCUGUCAAGCACUUCUCAGUAGAGGGUCAGCUUGAAUUCCGUGCCCUGCUCUUCGUGCCUCGGCGUGCUCCUUUCGACCUCUUUGAGAACAAGAAGAAGAAGAACAACAUCAAGCUGUACGUGCGCAGAGUCUUCAUCAUGGACAACUGCGAGGAGCUCAUCCCAGAGUAUCUCAAUUUCAUCAAGGGUGUGGUGGACUCUGAGGACCUGCCACUGAACAUCUCCAGAGAGAUGCUGCAGCAGAGCAAGAUCCUGAAGGUCAUCCGCAAGAACCUGGUCAAGAAGUGCCUGGAGCUUUUCACAGAACUGGCUGAGGACAAGGACAACUACAAGAAGUACUACGAGCAGUUCUCCAAGAACAUCAAGCUUGGCAUCCAUGAGGACUCCCAGAACAGGAAGAAGCUUUCUGAGCUUCUGCGGUACUACACAUCAGCCUCUGGAGAUGAGAUGGUGUCCCUGAAGGACUAUGUCACACGUAUGAAGGACAACCAGAAACACAUCUACUACAUCACUGGUGAGACCAAAGACCAGGUUGCCAACUCUGCCUUUGUGGAGCGUCUUCGCAAAGCUGGCCUGGAGGUCAUCUACAUGAUUGAGCCCAUCGACGAGUACUGUGUCCAGCAGCUGAAGGAGUUUGAGGGCAAGAACUUGGUUUCAGUAACCAAGGAAGGCCUGGAGCUGCCUGAGGAUGAGGAGGAGAAGAAGAAGCAGGAGGAGAAGAAAUCUCAGUUUGAGAACCUAUGCAAAAUCAUGAAGGAUAUCUUGGAGAAGAAGGUUGAAAAGGUCACAGUCUCCAACCGCCUAGUUUCUUCCCCUUGCUGCAUUGUCACCAGCACAUAUGGAUGGACGGCCAACAUGGAGAGGAUCAUGAAGGCUCAGGCGCUGAGGGAUAACUCCACCAUGGGAUACAUGGCAGCAAAGAAGCACCUUGAGAUCAAUCCUGACCACCCAAUCAUGGAGACCUUGAGGCAGAAGGCAGAGGCCGAUAAGAAUGACAAGUCUGUGAAAGAUCUGGUCAUCCUUCUUUUCGAGACCGCCCUGCUCUCCUCAGGAUUCACACUGGAUGACCCACAGACCCACUCCAACCGCAUCUACAGAAUGAUCAAACUUGGUCUUGGUAUUGAUGAAGAUGAUGUGACAUCUGACGAUAACACCUCUGCACCCACUGAGGACAUGCCCCCUCUUGAAGGGGAAGAUGAUGACACAUCUAGGAUGGAAGAGGUGGACUAAUCAGCUUCCAUUUCCUGUUUAGAUUUAAAAAAAAAA
Pundamilia nyererei is the source of this 2412-nucleotide messenger RNA. RefSeq names its product heat shock protein 90, alpha (cytosolic), class A member 1, tandem duplicate 2 (gene hsp90aa1.2). Gene Ontology annotation, molecular function: ATP binding; ATP hydrolysis activity; ATP-dependent protein folding chaperone. The coding region runs from base 187 to 2376 and encodes 729 amino acids. The transcript has 11 exons. Gene Ontology annotation, biological process: protein folding. Lineage: Eukaryota; Metazoa; Chordata; Actinopteri; Cichliformes; Cichlidae. The record is from RefSeq and is a predicted model, not a curated record.